Messenger RNA from Bacidia gigantensis, 627 nucleotides. RefSeq lists its product as uncharacterized. The record is from RefSeq and is a predicted model, not a curated record. Bases 1 to 627 code for a protein of 208 amino acids. Gene Ontology annotation, cellular component: cytosol. NCBI's taxonomy places the organism in Eukaryota, Fungi, Ascomycota, Lecanoromycetes, Lecanorales, Ramalinaceae. Gene Ontology annotation, molecular function: 3'-5'-DNA exonuclease activity. The transcript has a single exon.
AUGGAGGAAAAGGAAGGGGUGGUAGUGGCGUUUGGCGAGAUCGGACUAGAUUACGACCGGCUCUAUCUCGCGGAGAAAGAGGUGCAGUUGAAAUACUUCGAGGCGCAGCUCGAUCUGGCCGUGAAGGUGCAAUUACCGCUAUUUUUGCACAUGAGGGCCGCUGCGGAAGAUUUUGAACGAUUGCUUAAGCCGAGGCUGGAGCGGUUGCCGAAACGGGGACUUGUGCAUAGCUUUACGGGUACGAAGACGGAGAUGGAGAGCUUGGUGGAGAUGGGGUUGGAUAUUGGGAUCAAUGGGUGUAGUUUGAAGACGGAGGAGAAUUUGGAGGUCGUGAAGGCCGUGCCGUUGGAGAGGCUACAGAUUGAGACUGAUGGGCCGUGGUGCGAGAUGAGACCCAGUCAUGCGAGUGCGAGGUGGAAAGUGGGCGGGCCGGAGCUGGUGGGGAGUGUGAAGAAGGAGAAGUGGGAGAGGGGGAAGAUGGUGAAGGGACGGAAUGAGAGUUGUGCUAUUGGGCAGGUUGCGUGGGUCGUUGCGAGGGUUAAGGGGGUGGAGGUGAAAGAGGUAGCGGAAGCUGCGUGGAGGAAUUCGAUCAGGAUGUUUGGGUUGGGGGAGAUAGAGAAUGGGUGA